Molecule: messenger RNA, 783 nt
Organism: Closterium sp. Naga37s-1
Lineage: Eukaryota; Viridiplantae; Streptophyta; Zygnematophyceae; Desmidiales; Closteriaceae
Source: the annotation of a GenBank genome assembly
AUGGUGCCCACUGUCCGUGCCUUGGCCCUGCGCUGCUCCUUCUCCUCCUCUCUUGUCCCUUUUUCCUCCUCUCUCCCCUUCUCCCUUUCUUGCUCCCCCUCCCUCUUCUCCCUGUCAUCAUCCUCGUUUGGACCUUUCUCCCCCUCUAUCCCACCCUCCUCAUCCCCCUCCCCCGUUCCCUCAUCUUCGCCCCCUUCUCCUCUCUCUACACGCAAGGAACCUUGCACUUCCUUUGUGCAAUUCUCUCCCUUUCCCUUUCUCUUUCUCCCUCCCCUUAUCCUUCCCCUCUUUUUUGCUCCUUUCCCUUCUCCCUCCCCUUCUCCCCUCUCCUCUACUCCUCCCCCUUCUCCCCCCUCCCGUUCUCUCCCGUCAACUUCCCCCCCCUCCUCCUCUCCGCUCUCCUCUCCUCCCUCCUCCCCUCCUCCCCCUUCUUCCCCCUCCCGCUCUCUCUCCUCAACUUUUCCCCCCUCCUCCUCCCCCCCUCCUCCUCUCCCCUCUCCUCUCCCCCCUCCUCCUCCCCCCCCUCCUCCUCUCCCCUCUCCUCUCCCCCCUCCUCCUCCCCCCCCUCCUCCUCUCCCCUCUCCUCUCCCCCCUCCUCCUCUCCUCCCUCGUCUCCUUUCGUGCUUCCUUCCUGCAAUGAUUCCAGCAGCUCGCCAGCCUGCCACGGGGCAAAACGAGGAAGAGAGAGAGAGAGCAGCAGGCUCGGAGGAGGAAAGCAAGGCCGCCAGCUGGCAAGGCCAAGGGGGAGGGGGGAGGGGGGAGGGGGAGGGAGAGAUGAGGUAA